AUGACUCGGGCUGGAGCUCUCCUGCUGCUCUGCGCUGCCUUGCUCCUCAUCGCAGGCGGAAAGUGUGAUGACAUCUGCCCAGCCUUGAGGAACACUGUUGACCUGUUCAUAUCGGGAAGCCAUGAUGAGUAUAUUGAACAAGUUGAAAAGUAUAACCAAAACUCUGAUGUACUGGAAACUGCCGAUACCCUGAAGAGCUGUGUUGAUGAGAGGUUGACAGCAGAGGAUAAGCAAAAUGCUCUGAGUGCUCUGGUGGGUCAGGCUGUGUAUGAAUGUGCCUUUGGGGCCUCUGUGGGGAGUGGGCGGGGAUGCUUCCGUGUGGUUGCGGUCGGGACUUGUUCUCUUUGCCGGCUGGUCCUGGCAGGUGGCGCCCGAACAGGGACUCGAUUGGGCUACAUGGUUGCAGCCGCCCGAAACACCCACCGAGAGCUGAUAUGCAAAAGGGGUCUGAGGCUUCCUGCACAGGCAUUAUCUGUAAAAAACACCCCUGAACUGUGCCCCCUCCAACUUGCAAUUCACCAGGCGAGGCAACAGGGAGAAACCUUGGCAGGAUUUCCUAUCCUUUUCCCCGUCCUUGAAGACGCUCAACAGCGAAGGUAUUAUGAACCCCUGCCAUUUAAACAAAUUAAAGAAUUAAAACAAGCCUGUGCCCAGUAUGGACCAACUGCUCCUUUUACUAUGUCCAUCAUUGAGAAUUUAAAUAGUCAAUAUUUACCUCCUAAUGAUUGGAAGCAGGUCUCUAGGGCCUGCCUCUCUGGGGGAGAUUAUUUGCUAUGGAAAUCAGAGCUUGGAGAGCAAUGUGGAACUUUUGUGGACAGAAAUAGAUGGAAUGGUCUGCAAGUGAGUUUUGAAAUGCUUAUGGGGGAAGGAGCCUAUAGGGCUACUAAUCAGCAAUUAAAUUAUCCCCCUGAAGCUUAUCCCCAAAUAAAUGAGGCAGCUUUGAUAGCUUGGAAGCGGCUUCCUACAUCUAAUAAAAAGUCUGAAGAUUUGUCAAAAAUAAGACAGGGUCCUGACGAGCCUUAUCAGGAUUUCGUGGCUCGUCUCCUUGACUCAGUAUCGCGAGUUAUAGGAGAUGAAGAAGCAGGUAUGGUUUUAACCCGUCAGCUGGCAUAUGAAAAUGCUAACUCUGCUUGCCAGGCUGCUUUGAGACCCUACAGAAAGAAAGGAGGACUAGCUGAUUAUAUCCGGAUUUGUGCAGAUAUUGGGCCAUCAGAUACGCAAGGUUUAACCAUCGCAGGUGCCCUACAGGGAAAAACUGUUAAAGAAAUAUUGUACCAACAAGCUAACAAAGGAAAGAUUAAGAAUAGGGUUAAUGGGCCCCCUGGCAGUUGUUUCUCCUGCAGACAGAUAGGACACCGAGCUAUACAAUGCCCCCAAAAGAAAGGAGAAACGACCAAUAAACAAACUGAAGGCCCUAAUUUAUGCCCCAGAUGUAAAAGGGGACGGCACUGGGCAAAAGAUUGUAGAUCUAAAACAGAUAUUAAUGGAAAAGUGCUUGCACCUGUGUCGGGAAACUGGGUGAGGGGCCAGCCCCAGGCCCCGAAACAAUGUUAUGGGGCACUUCAGGAAAAUCAUCACGGAGCGAUUUCCAACCCAGAGUCAAAGAUCUCUAUAGAGCCACCUCAGGCAGCGCAGGAUUGGACCUCUGUUCCUCCACCUAUACAGUACUAA
This is a messenger RNA of Dama dama (fallow deer), 1671 nucleotides long. Its product is annotated as endogenous retrovirus group K member 10 Gag polyprotein-like. Lineage: Eukaryota; Metazoa; Chordata; Mammalia; Artiodactyla; Cervidae. Gene Ontology annotation, biological process: viral process. Bases 1 to 1671 code for a protein of 556 amino acids. The transcript has 4 exons. The record is from RefSeq and is a predicted model, not a curated record. Gene Ontology annotation, molecular function: nucleic acid binding; zinc ion binding.